This is a messenger RNA of Rosa chinensis, 1242 nucleotides long. RefSeq lists its product as uncharacterized. NCBI's taxonomy places the organism in Eukaryota, Viridiplantae, Streptophyta, Magnoliopsida, Rosales, Rosaceae. The transcript is spliced from 9 exons. The record is from RefSeq and is a predicted model, not a curated record. Bases 614 to 1015 code for a protein of 133 amino acids.
UUUCUCACCAUCACACACUGCUAUUUCAAACUCCGCUGCCGCUUUCACUUUCGGAGUUUUAGGGCGGGAGCCAGUAACGGAAGAAAUGGAAGACCCAGUUCCUUCUUCAUCCCCACCACCUGACCUCACCACCAUUCACAGACGAGUGCUUGAGCUCGAAGAGAUUCUCGAGCGAUGCCGCCGAGACGAUGAUUCCGAAUCACCUACUGCAGAUUCUCAGGAUUUACUUAACGACUGCGCUGUGUUUCUCCGGGUAAUUUUGAAUUUACCCCUCUCUCUUUUGGUUCAAUUUCGAAAUUUUCGUUUACAUUUUUCUCUCAUCAUUGUGCAUGUAAAUGUUGCUCUGAUGUUUGUCUGUUAGGGGAUCAAGAUUUUGAAGCAUAUAUGGGACGGUUUGAGCAGGAGCUUAGCUCCGUGGAGGCCGAGAGCGCUAAGGUUUCCAACGAAAUUGAGGGUCUCGUUUGAACCCAUGAGGAAGAUUUUAAUCGGCUUAAUGUUGAUAUUGGGUAGUUGAAAUGUUCAUUGGAUUUUGCUGGAUCGCAGGAUUUGGAAGAAAGCAAAACUGGGUGCAGAUGCUGAUUGCCCUUCCUAUGGAAAAGAUUAGUUGGAUCCGAUGAAUGUGAAUGAAGACAAAUUCAAGCUACUGGAACAUGAAAAUCAGAUUGACCAUAAUCUUAUAAUUUUGAAGUCUCUACAAGAUUUAGAAUCCAAACUUAAAUGGCUUGAAGCCACUGAACAGUUUGAGGAUGCAUUUUCAGGUCUCAAGGUCAUUUCUUUUGAGGAGAACUGCAUUAGGUUGUCACUUAGGACAUACAUUCCAAAGUCAAAAUUUCUAUCCCAACAAAUAAUUGAAGAUACCACGUCUGUGAAUCAUGAGCUACUAAUUGGACUAACGGAGAGGACUAUGGGCUUUAGGAAUGUUGAGAUUUUUCCAAAUGAUGUAUAUAUAAGAGAUAUUCUUGAUGCUGCAAAGCCUUUGAGACUCUUGUCAUUCUCCUUGGAGCACUUGGCUUAGAGAUGAGAUGAUCUCAUUGUGGUUGGAGGAGUGGAUGCAUUCAUUAAGGUCUCUCAAGCUUGGCCAUUGUUUAGUUCUCCAUUGAAUGCGAUUCUAAUCAUAUUCGUGUUUUCUAUGCCAAGUAUGUUCAGGAUUUCAGUAAUCAGUGCUCCUGUAUGUAUGUUAACAAUGACCACUGAUCAUAUCCAUUAACAUGCAUGGUUCUUUUACCAUUUCAAACAAAUCAC